Messenger RNA from Drosophila yakuba, 4346 nucleotides. Its product is annotated as cationic amino acid transporter 2. Bases 1086 to 4292 code for a protein of 1068 amino acids. Gene Ontology annotation, biological process: amino acid transport; transmembrane transport. The transcript is spliced from 8 exons. Gene Ontology annotation, molecular function: amino acid transmembrane transporter activity. NCBI's taxonomy places the organism in Eukaryota, Metazoa, Arthropoda, Insecta, Diptera, Drosophilidae. The record is from RefSeq and is a predicted model, not a curated record. Gene Ontology annotation, cellular component: plasma membrane.
UAUCUUACACUUUCAGUUAACGCUAUACACCGAAACCGUCAACAAGCGCGCAGUGUGCCAGUGCGAGAGAGACAGCGAUACGGUGCGCGAAAGAGAUAGCAGCACGAGCGGGAGAAAAGUACCAGUGCUCGGAAUCUAAAGCCAAAAAACCGGCAGAUCGGAAAUGAAGCAAAAACGUGAAUACAAACGGUGUUAUCUAAAACAACAUAAAUAACAAAAUUCUGGAAUUGCCUUGUUGUAGUGGCGGCAACAACAAAACCAAAACCAAAACGCAGUGAACAAAAAUCUGUUGUUUCGCUAUCGCAAGAUCAUAAAACCGAAAGUCGGAAAACAGCAACAAAACAACAACUAACAGCAGCAGCAAUAUCACAGCAGCAACAUCAAAAACAAAACCAGCAAAAUGCGACGUCACACAGUGUGAUUCAGCCCCUCUCCCUCGCUCCUACGCCCCUCCCGCUCGCACACCUGCUAAUUUUUUUGUAUUCGCUCUAAUUACAACCGAGAUCAUCUCAAAACCCUCCGAUCCCCCGACGAGCGCCUUAUCUCCCCUAAAUCCGGACUACUUGAAGUCGUCUUCGUCUCUUAUCAGCCAACUUCGGGUGUGCACUGAGAGAAAUCUGCCUAUCUUAGAUUGGGAUUCCCUGAGUCGAUUUCAAAGCAUAAGUUUUUCUCGCCGUGUACCCCGCUCUCCCCGUCCAUGGCCAGCAGUCACUCUCCUCGGGCGGCGGAGGAGACCCGAGUUCGGCUCGCCGGCCUGGUGGUCUUAUCUUAGGAGGAGUGUGCGAAGAAUUCGCGGCUGUAAUACGACACCAACAGCCUGCAGACAGACGCUCCCAGAUCGCCAAGUAUGUCGGUCACAGUCUUGUUGUCCGAUUUCUAUUGUUUUGAGUGCGAGAAAAUUAAUAAUAGACUUCCAAUUCAUUAAUAAGAAACAGACAAAGGCGGGGCGACAAUAUUAGCUUAGAGUGCAUUGGAGCAACAACUGCAAUUGGAAGCGAAUACAAGUGAGGACAGGAGUGUUUUUCAAAGUCGAAUUCCAGGGUUUACUGAACUUUCCUCCAAACGACGGAGAUAGCUACUGAGCAAUGGUGCGCCAGUUCUCGCCCUGGAAGGUUCUCACCCGGCGCAAGAAUCUCCAAGCAGAUGGCAGCGAGGGGGAUACGAAGCUGAAUCGAGUCUUGGGUCUAUGGGACCUCACUGCCCUGGGCGUCGGGUCGACCUUGGGAGCCGGGGUCUAUGUGCUGGCCGGACAGAUAGCCAAGGAUCAGGCGGGUCCCUCGGUGAUGCUAUCGUUUGCCAUCGCGGCACUGGCAUCUCUGCUGGCAGGAGUUUGCUAUGCGGAAUUCGGCGCUCGAGUUCCCAAGGCAGGAUCGGCCUAUGUAUAUAGUUAUGUCUGCAUCGGCGAAUUCGUGGCUUUUGUCAUUGGAUGGAAUCUCAUUUUGGAAUACGUCAUUGGCACGGCCAGCGUUUGUAGGGGAAUCAGCCUGUACCUGGACUCCUUACUGAAUGAUACCUUGAAGAACACUUUUGCCGAGGUUGCUCCUAUGAAUGUCAGUUUCUUGGGCAGCUACUUUGACUUUCUGGCGUUUGGCUUAGUGGUGGUUUUUGGCGUUGCACUGGCAUUUGGUGUGGAGACGUCGACUAUGGCAAACAACUUUGUGACGUGCUUAAAUAUAUUUAUUUUGGGAUUCGUCAUAAUCGCUGGCGCUAUAAAAGCCGACUAUUCCAACUGGACGGUGGAUCCGAGUACUGUGAGUGCGAAUUCUACCAUCGGAGAAGGGGGCUUUUUCCCCUUUGGAUUUGAAGGCACUCUGCGAGGAGCAGCCACCUGCUUUUUUGGCUUUGUGGGAUUCGAUUGCAUUGCCACCACGGGAGAAGAGGUUCGCAAUCCUCGCAAAAACAUCCCGAAAUCGAUUCUGCUCUCGCUGCUGAUUAUCUUUUUGUGCUACUUCGGAGUGUCCACUGUACUCACACUGAUGCUGCCGUACUAUAUCCAAGAUGUCAACGCACCACUGCCAUAUGCCUUCGAAUAUGUGGGUUGGCCAGUGGCCAUGUGGAUUGUCACCGUGGGUGGUUUGGUGGGCUUGCUGGCCAGUCUCUUUGGAGCGCUGUUUCCACUGCCCAGGGUUAUGUACUCGAUGGCCCAGGAUGGACUUUUGUUCAAAUUUCUGGGCAAAGUGAGCCCCAGAUUCCGAGUUCCAGUCACUGGAUCCAUUGUGGCGGCUCUUUUUACCGCCGCAAUUGCCGGACUCUUUGACUUGUCCCAACUGGUCAGCCUGCUCUCAAUCGGCACUUUGUUGGCCUACAGCGUUGUGGCCAUAUCCAUAAUGCUUCUGCGGUAUAUGGACUAUUGUGAGGUGGACGAGAAUCCAGGACAGAGGGAAGUCAGAGCCUCGGAAACCACUUCUUUGACCUCGAGCUCAGAGCGAUUCACAUUCGGUUCUGUAUGCACGCAACUCUUUAAUGUUCAUCGAGUCCGAGAGCCCAACGCAAUAUCCUCAAGGAUUGUGGGAGUGCUCUCUACGUUGUUUUGCGUUAUUGCCUUGGGUGUAGGAGUGCUAAUUAUGCAGGCACAUCCUUUGAUCGCCUCCAAGGAAGUCUGGGCCUUGACACUCCUGGCUGUGUUGGUCCUGCUGAUGUUUCUGGUGAUCCUUCUGAUUUGCCUCCAGCCGAGAGAAGCUCGUCGCAGAUUGUUCAGAGUUCCCUUUGUACCGAUCGUUCCUGCCAUCAGUAUCUUCAUCAAUAUAUAUCUGAUGCUUCAACUGGAUUCCUGGACGUGGAUACGAUUUGGGGUCUGGAUGAUUGUGGGUAUACCCGUUUUUCUUGCAUGCUGGUAUUUAUACGAUUGUAAGAAUCCGGAGAAGAGAAACCCCGAGAGAUGGGCCUUCUACAAGGCUCUAAAAGGAUUACAGGAAAGUCGGGAGCAGGAGUAUCAUUGCAUAUCCAAGGAGAGUGUCCUGACCCUAGAAACGCAGCUGAAGAAGAGUCCGAGCAGCAGCUUGGAUCGAAUUCAGAACCUAAGUGAUGUGGGCGACGAUUUAAUCGAAAUAAAGAAUGCCAACGGAAAGGUGUUCUAUGUGGAGGAUACCAAGAGUGAGAACUCCACUGCCACUUUGGGCUCCAACCCAGAGGCUCCAUCGCGGGAGGACGAACAGUCGGUAAUCGCAAUGUUGGACGAUGUCCUGGAUGCCGAGGAUACGCAGCAAAGCCAGCAGGAGCUGGACCUCCAACAGCAGAUGAUUUUCGAGCGGCAUUUCAGCCUGGACUCUGAAAUGUAUCCAAGUGUUAUAGAAACCGUGAUUGUGGCCACCGUUCACAGCAGCAGCGAUGAUGACGAAGUCCACAGUGGGAUUACCCUUAAAUUGAGUAGAUACGAUGAAUGCAAACUGGUCGCCCAUCGAAUGCUGGAGGACUUGUUCAAUAGCGAGGCUUUCUAUGAACAGUUGGAGAAACUUAAGGCCAAAGAGGUGCCUCCUGUGAAAGGGGCUGAAUUGGAGAAGGAAGCCGAACCUGUAAAUGAUUCUGAGGCUGCCGAGCCUGUGUUUGUACUCCAGCGCCUGGGCUCACACACUUCCCUCAUUUCCCAGGCCUCCACCAUUGAGGAUCCGCUGCAUUCGGCCAAGUUUAAAGACCGAUUAAGCCACAUCAUUAUGAAUGCCAAUGCCCACCAGGUGAAGGUAGUGGCCAAGAGAUCCGAGGACGUGGAUGGCGACGACCAGGAGGAGCAGGCUGAGGAGCCAAAAGCAAGGCCGCAGCUAAAGCAAUCGAAAAGCGAGACCGAUGUGCGUCGCUUAAUGCUCAAGGCCAUCAGUGAGCUGAAAAUCGAGCGUAAUGAGACUGGUAAUGCUGAUGAGGUCCCCACCGAAGUGCCCACCACCACAGGAAGCCCCUCAAAGGACCCAGUUUCCGGUGCAGUUCCUAUUGCGGCUCCAGUUGCAGCUCCAGUUGCAGCAGCGGGUGGUGGCAACAUACCGCGUCCACCUAAAUUCGAUCCGGUUCUGUACAAGACCAUCAACAGCAUUAGUUUACGCAAACAGCGACCCAGUUUGAAUCGCCAGCAUAUCGUGGAUGCCAAGAAUCCGGCGCUCGCAACAGCGCCGGAAUCGCAGACGGAGACGCGUCCGGAUCCUGGCGAGCAACCGGAGCCAGAGCCGUUGCCAUUCAAAGCCAAAUUGGAGGCCAUAUUGCAGCGGGGUCCCUCACACCGAACCCAACAACAUCCGGACUUGGUGCGUCGCCAACGUCCGCAGUCCACCUAUAUCGAAGUGGAGGAGGCCGAGGUCGAGAGCUGAGGGGUUCCCUACGUACCUGUGCAUUACGCUUCCCCAUGCCAACCCAUCCAAACC